AUGAAUCCAGUGAUGGUAGAGUCAGAAUUGCCAGAUCUCUUUCAUUAUUUGCGGGAAAAGUGCGCCGUCUCGAUAGCCAAGUCCGACCUCACCGCUCCUGGGUGCUACAAGGUGGAGGCAGCACUAAUGUACAUGGGGAUCGAGUACUUGGGAAGUAAUAACUCGAAAACCGGUGUCUCGAUUUUGCUCGGGAUUAUUUCGCGCUUGGCCAUCAUGAUGGGAUAUCAUCGCAGUACUCACCUGUACCAUCCUCCGCUGCGGCCUUUUGAAGUGGAGAUGCGACGUCGGUGUUGGUUAUUACUGUCAGUUACUGACUCUAUCGUAGCUUUACAGUCAGGGUUGCCUCGAGUAAUCUACCAAGGGCUUGGAGACUUUACUCGCCCACGCAAUCUGUUGUAUGAGGAUCUGGACCCCGCUAUGUCAAUCCUACCACCUUCACGGCCUGAAACAGAAACACCAAGCCGUAUCAUGUACAUGUUGGCGCUCGAUGAUAUGUUGUCAGUCGCCAAUGAAAUUACGGACAUAACUUCAAAGGGGGCCAUCACACCAGAGAGAACUAUUGGUCUGGACCAGGAGUUGAAGACUACGAGAGACCGUCUCCCUGGCGCACUGAGGAUGCCUCUUCUAACAAAAGCCCAAGAAGCCCAGAGUGACAUUACCAUCAUGCAGCACACUUUGGAGAUGAUCUACCAGCGUUCCCGCUGCAUCUUACAUCGCCAGUAUCUGGUAUCUCCGCAACCAACGGACAUCUACAGAGCCUUCCGUUGGGCGUGCGUCGACGCUGCGCGGUGCGUUCUUGAGUAUCAGUGCGAGCUCUUUCAAGAUGUUCUGCGUAGUCCAGGUAACAGACAGCGGGUGUGGUUUGGAGCAUCUCGCUCGGUUUCUGACUGUCUGACCGCUGCCAUGGUAAUAUGUCUGGACGUGAUCAAUGAGUCAAAGGCCGCUCAGCCCUUCUCCGAAAGUACACGGACUGAGCUCAUCCAAUUGCUUCAUAAAACCUAUCUGAGUCUGAAAGAUACUCCGCGACCGUCAGUCGGGAUUGCCAAGGCAGCCGAGCGAGUAGCUACCAUGCUGUAUCAGAUGGGCCACGCUGUGACAGAAGGAGAAUUACGGUGUUCCCAGCCUGCAGCAGCAGUGGCCAGCCAGCUUCCCAAUUCCCAGCUCGCAGAUCACACUGCAGCCCCAGAAGAGGGGGCUUCCUUUCCCUACACAGCUUUCGAGGACUUCCUCAAUGGCGACAAUCCGCUCGAGCUGUUUGACUGGGUAUGUCUUGUGUCACUCGUAUUUCAACCGUCUCGGACACCCUAG
Messenger RNA from Aspergillus oryzae RIB40, 1308 nucleotides. RefSeq names its product fungal specific transcription factor domain-containing protein. The transcript has a single exon. NCBI's taxonomy places the organism in Eukaryota, Fungi, Ascomycota, Eurotiomycetes, Eurotiales, Aspergillaceae. Gene Ontology annotation, cellular component: nucleus. The record is from RefSeq and is a predicted model, not a curated record. Bases 1 to 1308 code for a protein of 435 amino acids. Gene Ontology annotation, biological process: DNA-templated transcription. Gene Ontology annotation, molecular function: DNA binding; zinc ion binding.